Messenger RNA from Fopius arisanus, 1065 nucleotides. RefSeq names its product Dolichyl-phosphate mannosyltransferase subunit 1 (gene Dpm1). Gene Ontology annotation, cellular component: endoplasmic reticulum membrane. The record is from RefSeq and is a predicted model, not a curated record. The coding region runs from base 236 to 979 and encodes 247 amino acids. Gene Ontology annotation, molecular function: dolichyl-phosphate beta-D-mannosyltransferase activity. NCBI's taxonomy places the organism in Eukaryota, Metazoa, Arthropoda, Insecta, Hymenoptera, Braconidae. The transcript is spliced from 4 exons. Gene Ontology annotation, biological process: protein O-linked glycosylation via mannose; GPI anchor biosynthetic process; dolichol-linked oligosaccharide biosynthetic process.
UGCUAACAGCUGAUACUCCACGACUGCUGGAGAUUCUCCCAUUUAUUCCCUUUAUUAUUUCCUCUGAAGUAAUUGAGUCCAAUUGACUCCAAGGGAUUCUUCUUACGUGUUCGUGUCACUGUUCAGACCACGACUUCUCGUGAACUAGUUCGAUCAGCUGGAGUCGUAGGUUACAGGCACUCUUUCUGGAGGGUAACGUUAAUUUUUUGAGGUUCGGAAUUACUCCAGUGGAAUAAUGAAAGGAAAAACUGCUGGAGAUGAUGAAACCACUGAUAAAUACUCGAUUUUACUGCCGACUUAUAAUGAAGUUGAGAAUUUACCGAUAAUUGUUUGGCUCAUUGUUAAAUAUUUGGAUGGAGUAGUUCCUUUUGAAAUCAUAAUCAUUGAUGAUGGAUCACCGGAUGGCACUCAGCAAGUGGCUGAAAAAUUGCAGAAUCUUUACGGAGAGGACAGGAUUAUCCUGAGACCUAGGGAACGAAAACUUGGACUUGGAACAGCUUAUAUUCAUGGAAUUAAACAUGCCACUGGAAAUUACGUCAUCAUUAUGGAUGCAGAUCUCUCUCAUCACCCUCAAUUCAUUCCAAAAAUGAUCGAAACUCAGCGUCAGGGAAGUUAUGAUAUCGUCACUGGGACAAGGUACAGUGGGGAUGGGGGAGUUCAUGGCUGGGAUUUCAAGAGAAAACUCAUUAGUAGAGGAGCUAAUUUCAUAACGCAAGUGCUUUUAAGACCUGGGGUCAGCGAUCUCACUGGAAGCUUCAGACUUUACAAAAAAUCAAUUCUUCAGAAAUUGAUCGAAUCGUGCGUUUCGAAGGGCUAUGUAUUCCAAAUGGAGAUGAUUGUUCGUGCACGACAAUUUAAUUACACAAUUGGAGAAGUGCCCAUUUCCUUCGUAGACAGAGUGUACGGAGAGUCGAAGCUCGGGGGCUCAGAAAUAAUUCAGUUUGUAAAGGGCCUAUUGUACCUAUUCGCUACAACCUAGAAAUAUUUUAUCUUUCGACUGGCCAUUAAUUUUGUACAUAAAUAUGCAGCAAUUUGUACCGAAUAAAUUACAGACUCAUAUAUUAA